Molecule: messenger RNA, 2407 nt
Organism: Amyelois transitella
Lineage: Eukaryota; Metazoa; Arthropoda; Insecta; Lepidoptera; Pyralidae
Gene: Ethr
Product: thyrotropin-releasing hormone receptor
Exons: 4
Coding region: 246-1886 (546 amino acids)
Biological process (GO): G protein-coupled receptor signaling pathway
Cellular component (GO): plasma membrane
Molecular function (GO): G protein-coupled receptor activity
Source: RefSeq, a predicted model, not a curated record
GCUGAGUAAACACGUGUGGAGUGUACUCGACGCCCGCAAAGUUUCCCGCGAAAGAUAUCGCUGAGCAAAAUUUAAUAAGUUUGAAUAUUUGUGCGAAAUAAGUGUUGUAAAAUAUUAUUGUGUUUAAGUGAGUGUAAUAAAAAAUCUUGGCAGAGUUUUUACAUAUAGCCAGUGCCAGAAUGGUGACGUCAUAAAGCAAGCGACGAACAAUGUGAAAAUAUGAACGGACCAACACUCGCACGCACAUGAUUUCUAUAAACAACUUCACACACACACAGAAUGCGUACGACACUCACCUCACAUACAAAAACGACACACACAACGACACAAUUCAAACUGAAUUGUUCGAUUAUGAAUCGAACGCGUUCGAAUAUUCAAAUUCAAAUGUGUCGUUACAUUCGAAUUUUACCGAGUACCCUGACAUUCCGUAUUACAUAAAAGCGACAUCUAUGACUUUUUGCAUAGCGAUAAUGUGUUUGGGCGUUAUCGGGAAUGUGAUGGUGCCAAUAGUGAUACUAAAAACUAAGGAUAUGAGGAAUUCCACGAAUAUUUUCCUGGUGAAUUUGAGCAUUGCCGAUCUGAUGGUGCUGUUGGUUUGCACGCCCACUGUGCUGGUGGAAGUCAACUCAAAGCCUGAGACUUGGGUGCUGGGGAGAGAGUUAUGUCUAGCAGUGCCGUUCGUGGAGCUGACGGUGACGCACGCUUCGGUCCUCACAAUCCUCGCCAUCAGCUUUGAGCGCUACUACGCCAUCUGCGAGCCUCUGAGAGCUGGCUACGUCUGCACGAAGACCAGGGCCACCCUCAUUUGUGCGCUGGUGUGGUUCUUCGCAGCUCUUUUCACGAGCCCUAUUUUGGCGAUUGCUGAACACAACACCGUAUCUGGACCUGAUGGGACCACGUACUCACAAUGCCUCACGCAAGCUGCCAAUUUCUGGGAAAUCACCUUCUUCAUCACCAUCAUCCUCUUCCUUUACGCUCUACCUCUCAUCAUCCUCAUCGUCUUAUACAGCAUCAUAGCUAAAAACCUCAUUACAGCCGCUUCCAAAGUCGUCAUGAACAAAACAGUCGAUCCUUACAACACAAGGGCAAGAAAACAAGUAAUUUUAAUGUUAGGAACUGUCGUAUUAUGUUUCUUUCUCUGUCUGAUGCCGUACAGGGUGUUAACAUUAUGGAUUAUAAUAACACCAUCGGAAAUAACAGAAAACAUGAGCCCAGAGAAAUGGUACAACAUACUAUACUUCUCAAGGGUAAUGCUGUACAUCAAUUCGGCUAUAAAUCCAAUCCUCUAUAAUUUAAUGUCGUCCAAGUUCCGGAUCGGCUUUUGCAAAGUCUGCGUUUGGUGCAAGAAAACAUCAGAUAUUCAAAACAAGCGUGUACAAAGGACAGCGACAAACGGAUCGACCACAAGCAGCAGUUUGUCACGAACUACUAACAGUUUGAAGAAACUUUUCACCCAUAGAGGUAGUAUUGACAAAAGUGACGUUGAUUCAGAGACCAAAGAUGAUAAUGUAGAAAAAGGCUUUUUCGAUAAGAUAUUCGCUAAGAAAACAUUUGUCAGACAACAGUCUGCGCCACUAUGUUUAAAUCCAAAGACGGUAGAUAGCAUAUCGAGCGAGGCGAACGUUGAGAUUUCCGACUUAACUGAUAUUAGAAGGGGUGAUGUUGAAAAUUUUCUAGGUCAUUCCGAUAGAAAUAGGUCAGAUGUUGAGCUGGAUCGGACACAUGGUUCUUUAAGGCGUAGUGUUCUUAUAAACAGUGCUAAAGCUAAAAGUGUUGACAGUGAGAGUAAGAAAUCUGUGUUGUACAAAAAGAUUAAAGUGGAUUGUGUUGUAGCCUUUCACAAGUCGAAGAGUGUCGAUUUCGAGUGCCCUGAGAGCUUCGUUUGACAUGUUGUUGUUUUGUUUACUUGCAAAGCGUAUAUUACUUUUCACUUAUCAUUGAUUGUAAACAACAUUGGUUUUGACAUGUAAGUUACAAUAAAAUAACUGUUUAUUGCACCACAAUGAAUUACAGCAAAUUUAUAAUUGUGUACUAAGAGAUAUCACUAAAAGGCGACCUUAUCACUCUUAAAGCGAUCUCUUCUAGGUAACCUGUAAAUUGUGUAUAAAACUUCACCCGGAAAAAAGAUGAGCAGGUUGCGCUAAGUUGACUUAUAGCCUAUUCUAUUGUCAAUAUACCUACCUAUAUUCCACUGUUAAGUUAUUGCUGACCAAAUUUUAGUAAAUGCGUAAAUCAGGCUAAGUGAUUACAUCAAUAAAUGGGAAAAAGUUAUGUUUUAAAACUGUAACGUGUUACUUACAAUAAGAAUUUACAACUAUACUAUCAGAUGAAGAUUUUUUUUGAGUCCGUAACAAUUUGUAGUGUAUUUUGUUUUUAUUCUCAGUAUUAUUUUUUUAGUUAACUUACC